Messenger RNA from Menidia menidia (Atlantic silverside), 1857 nucleotides. Lineage: Eukaryota; Metazoa; Chordata; Actinopteri; Atheriniformes; Atherinopsidae. The record is from the annotation of a GenBank genome assembly.
AUGUGCUACCUGCCGGCUUCGUGCGGCCUUGACCUCCGUGACGCGCGCGCAGCGGGGCCACAGGCGGCUGCUGUCAGCGCGCAUCUCUUCACGCGCUUCCCUCAGACUCCGCCGCCUCCGACUCCUGGUCUGGGGACUCCUGGUCUGAAGGCCUUUGCUUGUGUGCAGGAGCGCGCGGACGGACUCAGCGGCUCCUCCCCGGGGGGGCGCCUCUCCCAGCUGUCCUCCCUCAACCAGGCCGCCUACUCCGCGGCCCCGCCGCUCUGCCACACUCCGGCCUCCGACUUCCAGCCGCCGUACUUCCCCCCGCCGUACCCGCAGUCCUCCCUGCCCUACUCCCAGAGCCAGGACUCGGCCUACUCCCACCUGUCGGACCCCUACCCCUCCAUCAACUCCAUCCACCAGCACCAGCAGGCGGCAUGGCACGCGCAGAGGUCGCGCUCCGAGGAGGGGGGGCUGCUGUCUCAGUCUCACCGGGCGCUGGGCCUGGACCCCCGCAGAGAAUACCCCGCCGUGCCGCGGCUCCUGCACGGCCUCGGAGAGGGGGCGGCGGCUCUGGGGGACGGAGCUCUGGGGAUGCACCUGGGCCACCACGGCCUGGAGGACCUCCAGUCUUUAACGGUUAACGGUAAAAACAUGAACUCUUUUUCCCGGAGCUCCGUCCGGAUGCCUCCGCGGCCUGAACUCCUCCUUUUCGGCGCAGAGGCUCCGCAGCAGGUGCAGCUGCAGACGCAGUUUGCGGCCGGAUCAAAACGCACCGAGACGAAUCGAUGCGCACGGUCAUCAGAGGAAGAAAACGCGCGCGGAAUGGAGGAAGGAUCCGCCCUGGGCAUCCUGGACCACUCUGUCAUUAAAAAAGCUGAAAGUCGGUCCGUUUGGGCUCUGAGAGUCAAUCCUGUUCAGGGUUCUGCCCCAAACCUGCUGCUGCUCACCCUGAAGGGAGCAUCUGCAGGCCCAGUCCAUCAGAGUGUUCCAGUGAAGAGGUCCUUCCUUCUUAUGGGGACGUUAGAGGGGUGUGUGCUGGUAGAGAGCUCAGAGAUAAAUGUAGCUGAGCUGAUGAUGGGGAGGAAAGUGGAGAAAAGUGAGUGCAAAGGAGCUGCUGGAGUGCCCAUCCCGGCCAAGCUGAACGGCUCGGCCCUGUCGGCGCUGUCCAUGGGGAAGGAGGGGCUGGGCAUGGGCGCCGUGUCCAACCCGGCCGAGGUCUUCUGCUCCGUCCCGGGCCGCCUGUCGCUGCUCAGCUCCAACUCCAAGUACAAGGUGACGGUGGGGGAGGUGCAGCGGCGGCUGUCGCCCCCCGAGUGCCUGAACGCCUCCCUGCUGGGCGGAGUGCUGCGCAGGGCGAAGUCCAAGAACGGCGGCCGCUGUCUGCGGGAGCGUCUGGAGAAGAUCGGCCUCAACCUGCCCGCCGGGCGCCGCAAGGCCGCCAACGUCACCCUGCUGACGUCGCUGGUGGAGGGUGAGGCCGUCCACCUGGCGAGGGACUUCGGCUACGUGUGUGAGACCGAAUUUCCAGCCAGAGCCACAGCGGAGUACCUGUGCAGGCAGGGCGACCCGGACCAGCUGCCGACCCGCCGCAGCAUGCUGCUGGCCACAAAGGAGAUCUGUAAGGAGUUCCUGGACCUGCUGUCCCAGGACCGGUCCCCGCUGGGCGGCGGCCGGCCGGCGCCCUGCCUGGAGGCCGGCGUGCAGGCCAGCCUGACCCACUUCAGCCUGCUGACCCACGGCUUCGGGGGGCCGGCCAUCGGCGCCGCGCUGGCCGCCUUCCAAAGCUACCUGCUGGAGGCCCUCAAGCUGCUGGACAAGGCCCAGAACGGCGGGAAGGGCCUCCACGACAAGGACCUGAAGCUCCGCAAAUAG